Molecule: messenger RNA, 1182 nt
Organism: Perkinsus marinus ATCC 50983
Lineage: Eukaryota; Perkinsozoa; Perkinsida; Perkinsidae
Exons: 1
Coding region: 1-1182 (393 amino acids)
Source: RefSeq, a predicted model, not a curated record
AUGCGUGACCAUCAUUUCAUCAAGGUUUAUGCUGAACAAAAUCCUAUCUCAGCUCCUGAUGAGCAUCUCUUUCUUUGCCCAAAGCCUUUCAUAGACGAAUUAGAUCUAGCUGACUGGCCUAGGCAUGAGGUGAUCAUCAAUGGUUCGGAGUGUAUGAAUACUGAGGAGCUCCUUGCUACUGAGGACAAUGCUAUGUUCUUCGAAUGUUUGGCCGAGACCAUCAACGAAACUACGUACGCUCUGGACUCCAUUGGUAUUGAUGCGUCUAUAUCUGAUGGAACUCUACUGGGUUGGUAUCGUCAUCACAAAGGCUUUAUUCCGUGGGAUGUUGAUGGGGAUAUAUCUAUCAUGAAGAGUGAUUGUCGUGAGUCUUUUGAUGAAUACGCCACUCCUGAGCAGAAUAAUAUUGCUAAUGUGGUGCAAGAGCUAAUGCCAGGCUACGAAGUGUACGGCAUCAAACUUGGUGUCGGCUCGGGUUUAGAAGAGGAUGAGUGGGAAGGUUGUGAGAAUGCUGAAUUCCGAGUGUAUCAUGUGGUCAAUGGUACCGCAUGCCACGUUGAUGUCUUCCAACAGCUACAAUCUACCGACCCCGAGGAGCCUUGCAAGGCUUGCCCUGGUUAUCUUGAUGGUGAAGUGACGGUUUGUCGCUAUCCAGAGGGUGAUGUUUGUGGAUAUCGAGAUGACUUCUUCCCAAUGGCAUGGGAUCAUAUAUCUUGGGCUGAUUGCAAGAUCCCUCACCGACCUACCCAUACGCUCGAGCCUCAAGUCGGCGGCCCGCUCGAGUUCAGAAAUUUGAAACCUAUUCCCGGUAACUAUAAGUAUGGGGAGCAGAUCCUGGUUGUGGGUCGACCAGUUGAUGAGUCGGGAAGAGAAAUCGCCCUCACUGAGGACCAUCCGGCAGUUUCCAUUACCACAGAGUCACGUGUGAUACCGAUUACACUCCCCAAGCUGAAGUCUGAGAAUGGGCAAAUACAACCACAACCCGACUACGACAAAAGUUUCAUGAGCUACAAUGAAACGUUCGAGGCGCACAAGUGGAGUGAGAGUUUCGUCUUGAUAGUGUUUUUGGGUGCUCUCUGUUCCUUAUUUUUAAUUUGGCUCUUCUGCAACUAUCGGCAUCGUGCAACUAUCCCUAGCCAUGAUGGCGAGGACGAGGUCGAAAAUCGUGUUUUGAUAAGUUAA